Dromaius novaehollandiae (emu) is the source of this 2386-nucleotide messenger RNA. RefSeq names its product adhesion G protein-coupled receptor G5 (gene ADGRG5). Gene Ontology annotation, molecular function: G protein-coupled receptor activity. Gene Ontology annotation, biological process: adenylate cyclase-activating G protein-coupled receptor signaling pathway; cell surface receptor signaling pathway. Bases 138 to 1661 code for a protein of 507 amino acids. Gene Ontology annotation, cellular component: plasma membrane. Lineage: Eukaryota; Metazoa; Chordata; Aves; Casuariiformes; Dromaiidae. The transcript is spliced from 13 exons. The record is from RefSeq and is a predicted model, not a curated record.
CCUGUCACAGGCAGCGCCGGAGCCGUGCGGGCUGGCGGAGCCCUGCUGUGCUCCCCGCGCCGAGCCCGCGGCUCCGGAGCCACCCGAGCGCCGGGAAAAGUGUCCUGCAGCCGCCGCCGAGCAGGAGCACCCCGGAGAUGAAGGCCCCGCCGCUCGCCACCCUCGUCCUCGCUCUCGCAGCGGCCGCCCCGCAGUUCAACGGCACGAACGGGAUGGAGCAGGAGGUGGCGGCGCUGGAUUCCCGGCUGCGGGGGGACUGCGGCAGCCCCAGGGACAAGGAGGCGAGGUUAAGCGAGCUCGAGCAAAAGCUGGCCGAAGCCGACUUCCAGCAGGAGAGCCUCACCUUCAGGUUCGCCGCCAUCCAGACCCACGUAUUCAAGUUCAGGGCCCAGGACUUCAGAGGUCUAAAUGUCACCAGCGAGAUGGCACAGGACAGAGAGCAAAGAAGCACCCCAUGGCACGCCAUGCGCUUCCCCGCAGAGCUGAUGAAGGGCGUCCGAGCAAGAGAGGUUGAGCAGAAACUCGUCUGCAUUUACAUCCACAGCCCUUGCAUCUUCCAGGAUGCACGCAACAGCUCUGUGCUGAACAACAACAUCUUGGGAGCCUUCCUCCGAAACAGCCGCGUCACCAACCUCAGCCGGCCCGUGGAGAUCCAGUUCCAUCACAACAAAGUGCUGGACACCUCCAAUGCAACCUGUGUCUUCUGGCUGGCUGAUGCUGGUGGCAGGGACUGGGGAAGCUGGAGCUCAGAGGGCUGCGAGACCAGGCACAGCCCGGGCACCGUCCUGUGCCAGUGCAACCACCUCACCUACUUCGCCGUGCUGCUGAUCACGUCGGGCAACAUCAGCCAGGCCGAGCUGGUGUCUCUCACCUACAUCAGCAUCGUGGGCUGCUCCAUCUCGGCCGCUGCCUCGCUUUUCACCAUCCUCCUCUACUGCAUCUUCAGGAGGAGAAAGAGUGACGACACAACCAAAAUCCACAUGAACCUCCUGGGCGCGCUCUUCCUCCUGAACAGCGGUUUCCUGCUCAGCGAGCCGCUGGCCUUGGCCUCGGUGGGGCUGUGCCGGGCUGCAGCCGCCUUCCUGCAUGGGUGCCUCCUCUGCACCUUUGCCUGGAUGGCUGCUGAGGCCUUCCACCUCUACCUCCUCCUCAUCAAGGUCUACAACGUCUAUGUCCGGCGGUACCUCCUCAAGCUCUGCCUCUUUGGUUGGGGUCUGCCAGCAUUGGUAGUAAUUAGUAUUUUGCUCUUCAAGAAAGACGCCUAUGGAUACCAUGACAUCGAAACUGGUGAUGGCUACAAAAAUGCUACAAUGUGCUGGCUCACCAGCCAGGAGGUUCACUACGGCACCCUGUGCUACGCUGGCCUCAUCCUGCUCAUCAACACCCUGGUGCUGCUCAUCGUCAUGAGGAUGCUGAGGAGCAGGCGGCACCAGAAGGGGAUGGCGAGGAAGGACUGGGUGACGGUGCUGGGGCUCACCUACCUGCUGGGCACCACCUGGGGCCUGGCCUUCUUCAGCUUCGGCGUCUUCUUCAUCCCCCAGCUCUACCUCUUCACCAUCCUCAACUCCCUGCAGGGUCUCUUCAUCUGCCUGUGGUACCACACCGUGCACCGCCGGACGGACCGCGACUCUUCCAGUACCACCUCCAACACCACCAAAUGAGCUGGCCCGGCCGCUGGGGUCAGGGGCUGGCGGGGGCUUCGCGGGGACGCCGUGCCGGAGCCCCUCCGUCCCCAUGAGCUGCACGGGGCCGAGGGAGCGGGUCUCCCGGAGACCUGUGCUCUCUGGCGCUUUUUCGGUGCUGACCAGAGACCCAACCCCGCUUUGUGGAGGGGGAUCUGCCCACCAUGCCUGCCCCACAGCCCGUUCCCAGCAGUGGACCUGGCGAGAUGCAGGUGGCUCUGGGGGGGAGAGCUGCUCCCCACUGGGACCUGGGGGCUGAGCAGGGACCUCCUGCAGGUGCCCAGCACAGAGCGUUUGGGCAGCCAGUGGCAAAACCCUUAGCUGGAUACCAGUCCUCUGAGCAGGAGCAUCCCCAGCCGUUGCUCCACGCCAAUGCUGGAUGCGGCGUGGGAGGACUCCCCAGGCUCGACAGCCAGAGUUGCAGAAAAUCCAGCUUUCUUAAAUGGAAAUAUUUUGGCUGCAAAGCUAAACGUUGGCAUUGUGGGAGCGGGUUGGGGCUUGGGGGGGCUGCGGCUCGGGGCGCUCGCCAUCCUGCCUGGACCGUGUGGGAAGGCGAAGCAGGCACAGCAUCCUGGUGGGCCGGGAGACGCCAGGCAAGCCCUACUAGCUUCCAGGCCCUACUAGCUUCCAGGCACUCCCUUUAUUUUUAAUCAAAAUUGACUUUUCCCGCUGAAACCAGCCACUCAUUAAAAGUGCUGUUUAAU